Misgurnus anguillicaudatus (oriental weatherfish) is the source of this 1261-nucleotide messenger RNA. RefSeq lists its product as uncharacterized. Lineage: Eukaryota; Metazoa; Chordata; Actinopteri; Cypriniformes; Cobitidae. The record is from RefSeq and is a predicted model, not a curated record. Gene Ontology annotation, biological process: autophagosome assembly; positive regulation of DNA-templated transcription. Gene Ontology annotation, cellular component: nucleus; autophagosome.
UAUGGGCGGGGUUUGGUGACGCAAUCUCAAGUACAGUCAAGAACAAAGGGGAGGAACUUCGGGUACAUAAACAAGUCGAGACCGUACACCGAAGGAGCAACUUGGAUAUAAUUUCUCAAAAAGUAAAGCUAUUACAUAGAAUCAACUUUGCUAUUAAGAUCUGAUUUAUCAAGAACAAAAAUGAUCGGUAAAAUCAUUGCACAGUUCGUUGGCAGCGUAGAGGAGAAUCCCAGUGAUGCUGUAGUUGAAACUGAAGACUACACGAACCUUCUUGAGCUUGAGGAUGGCGAAUGGGUUAUCAUAAAUAUACAAGAGAACCAGUCUGUUGGCUCAUGUGAGGCAAACACGUUGGAAAACCUGUUGAUUGAGCACCCCAGCAUGUCUGUGUACCAGAUGAAGCCUGAUGAGGAAGACAUCGCUUUAGAAGAAGAAGAACCGGAAGACAUGAGGUCUCCACCAAUCAGACGUCACGUUUCUUGGCUAGCUGCAUGGGGCAGCCCAUUGCCCUGCAGCAACAUACUGCUUUCAGUGCAGCGUGCCAGAGUUUAUAAUGAGCAUAGAAAGCUGACCCGUGGCGCCCUCAACAGGCAAAACCUUACAAAAACACGCUUUUUAUCUGAGCGCCGCUACGGCUUCUUCAAGCAGCCCACUCAACGCCUGUACAACUAUUGAGCUUUAGUCUUUUCUACAUAAAAAAAUGUGAAUUGUUGUUUUCAUCUUCAAGGGGAAUACUGAUAAUCUGAUACUUUCCCCCUGUUAGUCUGUUACAAAUUUAAAGUGUCAUUGAACACAGUGUGGGUUUUUUUAAGGUGGACGUCUCAUUGGUAGUCUAACACUGACAUAACUCAGUAACAUAAGCAUGCAUUGAAAAUUCAGUUGGAUGAUUCAAAACAUGACCAUAAAGCAUUUGCAUUAGCAGUGCUUUAGUAUUUAAAGGGUGCUUAUCUGAAAGUGCAAUGUAGUAAUGUUUGUGUGAUUCUGCUUUGCUAUGGUGCCUAAAUAUCGUUUAAGUGAGAAAAAAAAUGUUCUUGAAAAUAUUUCAGUGUUGAAGCAUAUGAAAACAAGGCAAAACAAUGUGAAUCUACAUCUUAAGCCUUAUGUUUGCAUGAGUGAUAUACCAAAGUAUGUUGUGAUUCAUACCAUUACGUUUUCUGCUAACAUAUGACUUUGUAAAUAUAAAUGCAUUUUGAGGUUUUAUUUUCUAUCUUCAAGAAUACAUUUGUAAAAUCUUUAUAAAAAUUAAAAAUAUUUUUUCAUCACA